Messenger RNA from Leptidea sinapis, 1467 nucleotides. RefSeq names its product integrator complex subunit 15. Lineage: Eukaryota; Metazoa; Arthropoda; Insecta; Lepidoptera; Pieridae. Bases 88 to 1281 code for a protein of 397 amino acids. The record is from RefSeq and is a predicted model, not a curated record. The transcript has 7 exons.
GUUAAGUAUAAUUUGUACCUAAUGUACUAAUGUAUUAAAACAUUGAAAGAUUAAGCAGCAUUUAGGUUUAAAAUCAAAAACAUAAUAAUGUCUCUAUCGGAUUUGAAGCAUACAUUGAGAAAACAUGAAUUCCCAAUUUGUGCAAGAGAAGCUCUUAUAAAAAUAGAGCAACUAUUAAUAGGGCGAUCUGCUCCCAAUAGUAAACAACUAGAUAUAGCAAUGGACAUAACCUCAGAAUUUAUUUUUUGCGAGGCAGACCGUCGCGGGAGCCGACGAGGACUGAAUUCUUUGCAAGAAUUACAGCUAAUUGAUAUUCUCUGUGAUUAUCUCUCGGCUUGUACCAAUGAAACUACUAAAAACACAAUAUUUUUAUCAUUAUUUGGAAGCACAGAGAGCCACAAAAGAUUAAAAAUACUAAGUACAUUAGCCAGUAUGGCUAUGUCAGCAUCUUGUACCUCAGUGUUAUUAGCAGUUGGUGUAUGGCUCCAACAAAUGGGUUGCUCAUCACCUCAAUCAUUACAACUAGUGGAAAACCUUAUUAAAGAUCAUUUCUUUCUAAAUACAUCAAACCAGAACACAUUAAAGUUACUAGCAACCACAGCACCUAAGUUUGUGGCCAAUUUCAUAACAGCUGUAACAGAAUUGUAUAUGAUUGAUGUUCAAGGUGUUAAGAAGUUACCACCAAAUAAUUUAUUGGAAGUGAUAACACUGUGGGUAUAUUCCAACCCAACAUUGUGUAUGUCAGCUCAGCUGAACCCAGCUUCAUUACCUGCUGGUGCUAUUCCAAUGGCUGCAGUUACUCCACUUGCUGGCUUAAUUCAUUGGUGUGCACUAGCACCCAUUUAUGUUCAAGAUGAGUGCCUUGACGAAGUUCUCCCAUUAAAAAAAAUUAAAAUAGAAAAUGAAAACCAUUCUACAUUUAAAUGUAAUAAAAGUCUUUGUACUUCUGAAUUAUAUAUCAAACUACACUUGGGUGUUUUGCAAAGUUUAAGAGCGGGAAGAAGGACUCAUGGACCCCCAACUGCAGUAAAUGGACAACAUUUAGCUGCAUUAAGUCCACUAGUGCAGUCUUAUGCUCAUCAGCUAGUUAAACGAGGUAUUAAGUUACAGAAUGACUCAAAAUUACAGGACUGUUUGGACAGAAUUGGUCAAGCAGUACAGGUGGCAUUAGCAAAUGGAUGUGUGUACGGCAACAUUAGCAACUUGCUUGCUGCUUUAGAUACCUUGCCAGAAAACAAAUUACUCCGCAUUAUCAUCAAGAAACAUCAACAAAGUAUAUGAUCUCCAGUUUUAAAUUUUAUGAGAAAAGAGAUAUUUAAUUAUAGUCAACAAAUAACAAAAUAGAUUGUUGUUGUUAUUAUAUAGUUAUUGUAAUAUACCUGUGCAGUGUAAGAUGCACUAUACAUGUCUUUGACUAUCUAAUACACAUGUUGUUUGAUUUACACUAAAUAAAUCUCUAGCUGUCUA